Molecule: messenger RNA, 842 nt
Organism: Lucilia sericata (common green bottle fly)
Lineage: Eukaryota; Metazoa; Arthropoda; Insecta; Diptera; Calliphoridae
Product: DNA replication inhibitor plutonium
Exons: 4
Coding region: 136-645 (169 amino acids)
Molecular function (GO): protein binding
Source: RefSeq, a predicted model, not a curated record
AUUUUUGAGAGAUUAUUCAACUGAAGAUCAAUAAAAUCGAUAGCUGAAUUAUAUGUAACUUUACAAAUCAAUUAAAAAUUACACAAAUUUAUUCUUAAAAAUAUAAACAAAUUUCUAAAACUUUAAUAAAACAAAAUGGCCAAAUUAACUGCAUUAGCAUGCGUUAGCCAAAAUGAUAUUUGUUCCUUGCGCAUAGUCUGCACAAUGGCUCGUGAUAAGAAACAUGAACUGGAACAGUCGGAUUACUACGGCAAUACUGCCUUAUUAAAGGCCUGCUAUUUGGGCAGUUUGGAGGCGGUUAUAACCCUUUUACAAUUUGGUGCCGAUAUCAAAGCUGUUAAUCAUUAUGGUCAAAAUGCUUUAACCUUAGCCACUUGUAGCGGUAAUAUAAAAUUAAUUUGUGAACUUUUACGUUGUUGCUCCUAUAAGGAAUUUAAUAAAACCACUUUGACACCUGCUCUGUGCGUGGCAACGUUGCGGCAAAAUUGGCAAUUAGUUAAAUUUUACAAGGAACUGGAUCGUUAUAACAGUGAGGAUAUACAAACAGCACAUGGUUUAAAUUACGAGGAUAUUAUGGGCUUUUUAAAAUUACGCAAUUCAAACACAUGUCAUCAGCAUCAUCACCAAAAACAUAUGCAUAUUUAAGUGUUUCUUUUCUCUCUCUUUUUUUAUCCCAAAUUUAUUAUUAUCAUUACAAUUAUUGUUAUUAACAUUAUUAUUACUUUGGCUUAUUUUGUGGCUUGUAGUAGAUAUUUAGAUAUUAUUCUUUUUAUGUUCAUUUUUUGUGUUUUAUUUAUUGCGUAGCAUUUAGAUGAUGAUUAUCGAAUGUGUUUGUGUUUCCU